Molecule: messenger RNA, 804 nt
Organism: Ostertagia ostertagi
Lineage: Eukaryota; Metazoa; Nematoda; Chromadorea; Rhabditida; Trichostrongylidae
Source: the annotation of a GenBank genome assembly
AUGGAGACUGUCACCUAUAAGUACAUGAAGAAAGCUGUCGGAGCUAACAAAAGUGCAGGAAUCAUGCCUCAAAACCAUAAAGCACGAGCAUCACAUUCUGAGAAACUUCAGGGAAACAUUGCAAAAGACUACGAGCUUUUUAAGUGGAAAGUAACUUUGGCAAUCAUAUUUGUUGUGGUUCUUUCUUACUUGUUCCCAUGGAGAGUGAUAGAUUCGAUUGGGAAUUUCCUCUUGGUUUGGUAUUACUGCACGCUUACUAUCCGUGAAAAUAUUCUCAGGAUUAAUGGAUCCCGAAUCAAAGGAUGGUGGGUGGCACAUCAUUACUUGUCGUGCGUACUUUGCGGUAUUGUGCUAACGUGGAGAGACGGAGAAUGCUAUCAAUUAUUCCGUCCUCAGUUUCUUCUGUUCGUAUUCUACAUAGCAUUUCUACAGCUUCUCCAGUCCCAGUAUCAAUCUGGCUGUCUCAGACGGCUUCAUGCCCUUGGCCAAGGUCACCAGAUGGAUAUUACCGUCGAAGGGUUCAAGAGCUUCAUGUUCAAAGGGCUUACUUUCCUCCUCCCAUUUUUGGUGGCUGGAUAUUUCUUCCAACUCUACAACGCAUAUACUUUGUGGUACUUGUCCUAUGACUGUGAAGGACAGUGGCAGGUAUUUGCGCUCUGCUGUAUGUUCUUUAUUUUGGCUGUUGGUAACAUCACGACGACGAGUAUGGUGAUCUUGAAGAAGUUGCGUACGUCAAGCUCCUACAACUACAUUGUGGGACUGACCACAAAAUAUCGCCCAGGUGAAACCGAGAAGGAGGAGUAA